This is a messenger RNA of Nerophis ophidion (straightnose pipefish), 2415 nucleotides long. It is a transcript of the gene lypla1, whose product is annotated as lysophospholipase 1. The record is from RefSeq and is a predicted model, not a curated record. Gene Ontology annotation, biological process: protein depalmitoylation. Bases 220 to 918 code for a protein of 232 amino acids. Gene Ontology annotation, cellular component: cytoplasm. The transcript has 9 exons. Gene Ontology annotation, molecular function: palmitoyl-(protein) hydrolase activity; carboxylic ester hydrolase activity. Lineage: Eukaryota; Metazoa; Chordata; Actinopteri; Syngnathiformes; Syngnathidae.
ACUUCCUGUUGCACGGCUGGAGUACUGGAGGUAGAUUAUUAGUCCCUUCCGGUGUUGUUUAUUAACAAAAGUUCCCCGAAGAAGACGCGUACGAGCUGAAGUGAGGGCGGCGGUGUCUUUUUUUUUUUCAAACAGUUUGACGGCAAACAACAUUCGACGAAGGGGACACUAAGCUAACAAUUAGCGGAGAGCGGCUACCUCGGUGCGUCUUCUCGCUGUAUGUGCGGUAACAACAUGUCGGCUCCUCUACCUGCCAUCGUGCCUGCCGCCCGCAAAGCCACCGCCGCGGUGAUCUUCCUGCAUGGCCUCGGUGACACCGGACAUGGAUGGGCUGAAGCCUUCGCUGGCAUCAAGUCAGCACACGUCAAGUACAUUUGCCCCCACGCUCCCAACAUGCCAGUGUCCUUGAACAUGAGAAUGUCCAUGCCUUCCUGGUUUGACAUUUACGGCUUGAGUCCGGAAGCAGAGGAAGAUGAAGCUGGUAUUAAGAGAGCGUCAGACAACCUUAAAGCCCUGAUAGACCAGGAAGUGAAGAACGGGAUUCCCUCCCACAGAAUCCUCCUGGGUGGAUUCUCGCAGGGCGGGGCCUUGUCCUUGUACACCGCUCUGACCACGCAGCAGAAGCUGGCGGGAGUGGUGGCGCUCAGCUGCUGGCUUCCUCUGCGCAAUUCUUUCCCUCAGGCGUGCGGCGGCAGCGCUAACAAGGACAUGCACGUCCUCCAGUGCCAUGGCGACGCCGACCCGCUCGUGCCCUUCUCGUUUGGGAGCCGCACCGCCGAGAAGAUGAAGAGCCUCAUCAACCCGGCCAACGUCACCUUCAAGUCGUACCGCGGUCUACCUCACAGCGCCUGUCCCGAGGAAAUGGUGGACGUCAAGCGCUUCAUCGAGAAGCUGCUCCCCGCCAUCAGCGAGGAAUAAGUUGUCUCUUCGGCUUUCACCAGGACUACGAUCAGCUUGACAGCUAAAAAAAAAAAAAAAAGACAAAAAAAAAAAUCACGCCGCUUCUGCCGUCCCUUUUGAGAGGCAAACAGGAGCGCUUGAUGUUGACGCCGAGGAGCAGCGACACGUCCCGCCAUGGAGCCAUGCGAUCGUCAGUGUUACGGUAGAGUGACGUUAGUUGCUUGAUUGUUGAUGCCGAACGCCAUUUUCCCCGCAGCACACGUUUCUACAGGAGUAAUUAGGGCUAAUGUUUUGUUUUUUUCAAUGAUGUAUACGUGUAGUGUUGCUUAAGCCAGAGGUGUCCAAAGUGCGGCCCGUGGCUAAUUUUUUCCACAAUCAUUAGCAUUCUAAUAUUAGCAUGCUAGCGUUUUUUGCAAAUUUUUCAGGUAUACACCUCAGCAUCAAAUAUUUUUUUACUUGACGAAUGAUACCUGUUAGCAUGCUAAUAUUAGUAUGCUCGCUAAUUUUGUAGGUGUACACCUCCAGUCAUAUUUUGGUAUUUGAUGCAUGCUAACGUUAGCAUGCUAGCAUUUAAAACAGAUUUUUCAGGUACACACCUCAUUAAUAUAUUUUGGUACUCAACACAGGCUUACAUUUGCAUGCUAGCUUUUUUUAACGAAUUAAGCAGGUAAGUAUGUUGGCAUUUCAGUAAUAUUAUUGUUAUUAUGGUACUGUUAGCAUGCUGUUUUUUGUUGUUGUUUUUUUUAAAUCAUUUUCCAAUAACACCAGCCAAAACAUAUAACCGAUGAAAAACAAAACACUCACACACAUUCACACAUCCAAUAAGAGACGCAUACAUGAACACGAGAAAUUCCAAAAUGAAAAAUUUAAAUAAUGAAAAAAUUAUAUGAUAAAAAUAAUAUAAUAACAAAUUAUAGAUUGAUGAAGACGAAAAUAUAACAACAAAAACAUUAAAAAAAAAAAAAAAAUUCAUGCUUUUUUUUCAGCUAAUUUUGCAGGUCAAAUAUUUUGAUGUUUCACUAAUGCUAAGUGCAAGCAUGUUAUUGUUAGCAUUUUAGCAUAGGACUGUUAAAAUGCUUGCUUUUUUUAGAUCAUUUUGCUCAUAUUUUUUGUUAGUUGUUACUUUGCUUAUUGUGAGCAUUUCAGUCAGGCUUUGGCUCUUCAGCAUUCACACAAAACUUUUACCGAAAUUGCAUUUUCUCGUUCUUUGAAAACAAUCUACAUAUUGUACUGGUUUUAUGGGUGAAUACCAGCAAAAUGGCCCUAGCGUCCGCAAAAGUUUGGGCACCCCUGGCUUAAACUGAUUUGUUACGACUCAAAAAGAUGUUUCUCACAUCACUGAUUGUCUUAUUUACUUCUUGCUGUUAUUAAUAAUCCCCUUUUGGGUCCCCAAAACAAAGCUUGUAGGAGAGUGAACACCAGGGGAGGAAUAAAAAAAAAAACAGGUGUUUGCACGACUAACUUGAUAUAUUUAACUCCUCCUGUUGUCAUGAAAAUACAUCUUUUCAAAGCGAA